AUGUCUGUUGAAAAUUCCUCAGAGGUGUCUUCUAGCCCUGAGUUAGUCAGUGGCAGCCAAGAUCAUACAUGUUUCGGAACAGUUAAGAAAAUCCAGACCCUUGUUCUUGAUGCUGGUCCUCUCAUCACUCAGUCAGCUUCCUCAUUGCAGCAACAUGCAAACAACUUCUACACAACUCCGGGUGUAUACUCAGAAUUGAAAGACGAAACUGUAAGACAGCAGCUUUUAAUCUGGAACGAUACUUUAAAAAUUAGACACCCAAAAGAGUCAUCAAUUAAAAGAGUCGUUGACUUCGCUAAGUUAACUGGUGACUAUGCAGUAUUAUCGACAAACGAUUUACAUAUAAUUGCUUUGGCAUAUGAAUUGGAAUGCGAACUCAAUGGUGGUGAUUGGAGAUUGAGAAAGUUCCCAGGCGAAAAAUUAAAUUUCAGAAAAUCAGAAAAGAUAUUAUCCCCAUCGCUUGAGAAAGCGGAAUCUGAAACACCAGUUGAAACAACUGAGACCAUUAAAGAAGAAGUAGAUACUGUAAAGGCAAGAAAGCCACGUCGUAGAGGUGGUAAGAAGCAGAGAGCAAAGAGAGAAGCACAAUUGCAAAACGAGCUUGAACGAGAAGUUGAAGACGACGAGCAGGAGCAAGCUGGUGUGGAAGAAUCAGUUCAAAAAUUGAAAAUAGAGGAUGAACAAUCGACGAAGCCAGAACCUGAUGUAAGCGAAAACGAGUCUAUCGUUGAAUCAUAUGAUUCGGACGAUGAUGAUGGGGAUUGGAUUACUCCUGAUAAUCUUCAAGAAGAAAUGUUGAAGGAUGACAAUGAACAGUUGUCUGAAAGAUUGUCUAGUAAGACGUCUGCUAAUGGUGGUCCUCUCAUAAAGGUUGCAAUUUCCACUGGGGAUUUUGCAUGUCAAAAUGUAACUAUGCAAUUGGGCCUUAAUUUGAUGAACUCUAUGUCGGGGAGACAAAUCAAAAGAGUUAGAAAUUAUAUGUAUAGAUGCCAUGCGUGUUUCAGACUUACACCCAUUCCAAAGAAUGGACAACCAAAACAUUUCUGUCCUAAAUGUGGUGGAGCAACAUUGUUGCGUUGUGCCGUUUCCGUAGAUAAUAUAACCGGGAGGAUCACUCCACAUUUGAAAGCCAAUUUCCAAUGGAUUAAAAGAGGUGAAAAGUUCACAUUACCAUCUCCAUUGUCCAAGAACCAAACCAAGAGACAAGGAAAUGGGGGUUACCAGCAUAACAAGCAGAAUCGUCACAAGGACUUGCAAAAUCCUUUGUUGUUAAGAGAAGAUCAGAAGGAAUAUCAGCAAGCGUUGAAGGACGACGAAUGGCAAAGAAGGAAAAACGAUAAAAUGCUACAAGAAUGGAUUGGUGGAGGAAGUGCCGAUAACUAUGUUUCUCCAUUUAUAGAGAAUGUAAGACAAUCCGGAGUUAGAGUUGGUAAGGGAAGGUUUGCCAACUCUUCCAAGGGUAAAAAGUAA
Messenger RNA from Dujonia railenensis, 1470 nucleotides. The record is from the annotation of a GenBank genome assembly. Lineage: Eukaryota; Fungi; Ascomycota; Pichiomycetes; Serinales; Debaryomycetaceae.